CAAAAAAGGAAAGGGAAAAAGAGAAAGGGGAUCUCGAGUAGCUCAUCAUCUUCAAACCUCCAUUAUCGUGCUCAUUCCGUCUAGCUUUCUCCAGAUACAUGAAAUAACUCUAUCAGUACAUAUGGUUUUGGGUGUAUUCCACCUCGAACGUUGUCUAGUCUCACCAACAUCAUGACAUCAUCCCAAUCGAAGACUUCUCCAGCUCAGAGUACUUUCUCAAAGCUUCAAAUCAAGUGAUAACCUCACACCCUUUGAAUGCAUAUUAUCUUGUUCAACACUUACCUAAUUCAAUGACCUCGCAACCUUCAUCCCUUAACUUUGACAGGUUAAGCCCAUCAAAAAGCUAAUAUCAUCGUUGAAAAAUUUGCGACAAAGUUACUGCCGUCAGGUAAUCAAAGACGAAGAGAAAUGUGGAUGAUGGGUUACAAUGAGGGAGGAGAUUUUAACAUGUCGGAUUCGUGUAAUGGAAGAAAGCUUCGUCCACUAAUGCCGAGAGUGCCUCAUGCGCCUACGGCGAAUCCAACGAAUUGCUUAAGAAAUUUUCAUGGAGAAAACUUUAUUGCACUUAAUCAUCAUCAGCUUGCUAUGAGUGAGCAAAAUAAGAGAGAUUUCAAUACGCAAUUAGUAGUGAGCUCACGUUGGAAUCCAACUCCAGAACAACUGCAAACGCUGGAAGAGUUGUAUCGACGCGGCACGAGAACUCCGUCAGCUGAACAGAUUCAGCAUAUCACUGCACAACUUAGACGGUAUGGCAAAAUUGAAGGAAAAAAUGUUUUCUACUGGUUUCAAAAUCAUAAAGCAAGGGAACGCCAAAAAAGACGCCGUCAACUUGAAUCUUCUGCUAAUGGGAACGGUAAUGGCGGUGGUGGUGAUGAUCAGUCUCAGAGUAAUUGUAACGCUGAAAAUGCUGAAAGAAAAGAAUCAGGGGCAAAUAGGACAGUUUUUGAAAUUGAACAGACCAAGCACUGGCCAUCCCCAACAAACUGCAGUACUCUUGCAGAGAAAACUGCAGCAAAAACAAAGGCAGGUGCAGCAUCGGCAGCGGCAGGGGCAACAGCAGCAGGAGUUGCAGAAUCAUGUAGAGUAGCAGCAGCAGAAAGAUGGAUACCAUUCGACGAAGGAGAACAAAGAAGGAGCUUAUUAGCAGAAAGGAAUGCCACGUGGCAGAUGAUGCAUUUGUCUUGUUCACCACCCACCAUCAACAACAACACCAAUUGUGCAACAAUUUGUAGUAAUACUAUAACUACUGCAACUUGUACUCCAAUUAUAAGGAGUUGUCCAUCAACGCCAACAACAAUCGACCAUCAGACAAAACAACUUUUCAAGCCCAAAGAUCAUCUCAACAUCUUUAUAACACCUUUUAGAUGUGAUCAAAAACACCAAAACAUCAUCGGAGACGAAGAAGAAGAAGGCGAAGGCAAUGGUCAUGAAGCACAGACUCUUGAAUUAUUUCCCCUCCGUAGCAGCAAUGACAACAAUGAUGAAAAUAAUUUUUCAGACAAGGAUGAAAUAGGAGCUGCCGCGAACUUGAAUAAUAAUUUUAAUGGCAGUCAUUAUCAGUUUUUUGAGUUCCUUCCACUCAAGAACUGAAAAAUAUCUAGACAUGAGUCAUUUAGAUGUUGACUGUUUAUGUAACUUGAAAUUUAUGAUCCCUAUUAUUAGCUAUAGCAAUGAUGUUGUUCAAUGCGAUGUAACUUUUAUUGAAAUCAAAGAUUGCCUUAAAAUGCAUUUGGACCA
Molecule: messenger RNA, 1737 nt
Organism: Solanum lycopersicum (tomato)
Lineage: Eukaryota; Viridiplantae; Streptophyta; Magnoliopsida; Solanales; Solanaceae
Product: WUSCHEL-related homeobox 1
Biological process (GO): plant organ development
Molecular function (GO): DNA binding; DNA-binding transcription factor activity
Source: RefSeq, a predicted model, not a curated record